Messenger RNA from Carassius auratus (goldfish), 1179 nucleotides. Its product is annotated as rano class II histocompatibility antigen, A beta chain-like. NCBI's taxonomy places the organism in Eukaryota, Metazoa, Chordata, Actinopteri, Cypriniformes, Cyprinidae. Gene Ontology annotation, cellular component: MHC class II protein complex; membrane. The transcript has 5 exons. The record is from RefSeq and is a predicted model, not a curated record. Bases 144 to 929 code for a protein of 261 amino acids. Gene Ontology annotation, biological process: immune response; antigen processing and presentation.
GUCAUUAGAAUAAUAUUUUGGUUAAAAAUGAUCUGAUUGGCAGAUGCUGACAUUAAGAGUGUCAUUAUCAAAUCCAGGCAUGUACGUUACAGUGCAGAGACCAAUAUAUUCAUGAGGCAAAAGUACGUGGCACAAAUGCAAAAAUGCAAUACAGUCCUAUACUGUAUCUGGCAAUGUUUUUGUCUGCUUUAUCUGAAAAAGUGCAUGGACAUUAUGGAUAUAUCAAAAUGUUGUGUCAUGCAUCUAUCUCUCAACAAAAUGUUGAGCUUACUUACUCAGUCAACUACAACAAGUUUGAAUAUCUGAGAUACAACAGUACUGAGAAAAGGGUUGUUGGUUACACUGAAUUUGGAGAGAAAUGGGCAGAGGAUUAUAAUAAUAACAAGGUUGUACUUGCAAAGGGAGAUAUUCUUCUGCAACACUGCAUAAUGUUUAGAAAGUUCAUUGUCCCUUAUGGAGAGGUAACGGUAAAACCAGAAGUAAUUAUUUGGUCAGACAGGGAAGCUAAAGGGAAUGAGAAAGCUGUUCUGGUGUGCAGUGCCUAUGACUUCUACCCCAAACCCAUCAAACUGACAUGGAUUAGAGAUGAUAAAGAGGUGAUAACUGAUGUGACGUCCACUGAGGAGCUGGCUGAUGGAGAUUGGUACUACCAGAUCCACUCCCAUCUGGAAUACUUCCCCAAAUCUGGAGAGAAGAUCUCCUGUGUGGUGGAGCAUGCCAGCUACCAUAAACCCAUGAUCUAUCACUGGGAUCCUUCUCUGCCUGAGUCUGAAAGAUCUAAAAACAUUCUUGGGGCUGUGGGGCUGCUGAUGGGGGUACUUACAGCAGCCGGAGGACUGAUCUACUACAAGAGAAAACACACAGGCUUUUUCAGACUUCCAGUCUGUUUACUUCCACUUCAAACAAUGAACGGCACUGAAGAGCAGUAGGUCGUAAUAGCGGAGUCUGCAACAUCCCUUUUACACCAUCUGAGAGAACCGUGGCUUGCAAAAAAAAAAAAAAGCAAAAAAAAAAAAAACGUUUUAGCCUGAAUGCGUGUGAGUCGCUUUGGAUAAAAGUGUCUGCUAAAUGCAUAAAAUGUAAAUGUUAAAUAUUAUUGUGCUCGUGAAAGUGUCAGGGGGUUUUAAAUUCAAGAAUCACUUCAGGAUGGUCCUGCUAGUGAUGGGAAAAAAACUGAGC